AUGGCUAGUGGCUUCAGCCGUAAGCUGUGUCCUAGUUGUAAAACAUCAAAGAAGUGCAAGUUCUGUGGUGCAGAAAUACAGCUAAAGGUAAAGUAAGAGGCCCAAAAAAUGAAGGAACAGAUUAAUGGGAAAAUAAGACAAUGAAACAUGGAAGAUAUGCAACCUUGGUUAAUGCAGCAAACAAGCUGGUAAGCUUUAUUAUGUUUUCCCCUAAAAAGAUUUCUGCAUUUCUAGCGUAGGGAAAUGAUAGGCCCUAUGCACUUAUUUGUUGUUCUCUCAUUGUGGUCCUCUGUAGCUCAAUUGGUAGAGCAUGGCGCUUAUAACGCCAGGGUAGUGGGUUCGAUCCCUGGGACCGCCCAUAUGUAAAAAUGUAUGCGCGCACAUGACUGUAAGUUGCUUUGGAUAAAAGAGGCUGCUAAAUGGCAUAUUAUUAUUAUUUAAGACUGUAAAUCUAAAUGUCAUUAUUUGACUGAUAUUUGUUGUGUUUCUGGAAGUUAUUUUGUCAUUAAUGAUUCCAGGUACAUAGGUUCCACAAGGUAGGAGUGUACCCCUUGCUACUCCUCAGCAAGAGGAAAAAGGAUAACAUGUUGUCGUCAACAGUGGUAUGAUGAAUCAGACCUCAAUGGCAGCAAUUCAAAGGUUGUAUGAGGCAAUUGUGAAAGGUAUUUGGACAGAAAUAUGUAUGUUUGUCUACCUUAAGACCCUAUCCUUCAACCACCACAUCCGUCCGAUUGUAAAAAACAAAUUAUUCCACUUACGCAAAUUCGCCAAAGUCAGCCCCUCCCUCUCCUGUCCUGCCGGCCGAAACUCUCAUCCAUGCUUUCAUCUUCUCCCGGAUAGACUAUUGCAACUCACUACUCCCCAGCAUCAACACAAGCUCCCUCGAUAAGCUCCAAAUGGUUCAAAACUCAGCAGCCCAUCUUCUAACCCACACUAAAUGCUGGCAGCAUAUCACCCCCAUCCUCUGUGAACUCCACUGGCUCCCUGUCUCCCACCACAUGAAUUACAAGAUCCUCCUGACCUAAAAAGCUCUCCCCCACCUUGCUACCCCUUACCUCUCUGACCUUCUUCUCUCCUACCAAGCUUCAUGCUCUCUCCGCUCACCCACAGUUGGCCACCUUGUCAUCCCCAGGUCCAAGCUCCAGAGUUUCAGUGACAGGGCCUUCUCCAGGGUUGCUCCUGGGCUCUGGAACUCCCUCCAGCCAUCCGUGACUCUGAGUCCAUCAACAUCUUUCAGUCCCGCCUAAAAACCCACCUCUUCACCAUGUCCUACCCUUACCUGCCCCUCCACCACUCUCACACACACAACUCUUCUGUUUCACACACACUCACUCAUACGCGCAACACCUGCUCGCUCACUCACCUGCACGCUCACUCACAUACUCACACAUCGCACCCUUUCCUUGAGCCCUUCUCACCUCUAUUUAACCCCAUUUAUACCAGGUUCUGACAUGCAUUAUAUGUCCUGAUCUUGUCCACAGUCUGAUUGUGCCCACAGAUCUUCCUGACCACGUCUGGAGGUGACAGUGAGACCAUUUAAAUAAUCCUGCCUUCUAAAAUCAUUGACAGGUGGCACCACUGACUUAUGGAAUAUAUAUGUGUCUUAAAAUAAAUAAAUAAGUAUUAUUUUGAAAAAAUAUCUGUCAAAGAAUUAGGAUACAAGGCGGAACCAGGAAAUCUGUUCACAAUGCGGACACAGUGGACGGAUAAGACCAUGUGUAGACGCAUUUCAAAAAAUGUGGGCACAAUCAGAAUGUGGACAAGAUCAGGACAAAGGACGCAUGUUAGCGCCAGGUAUAAACAAGUAUUUUGUUUCAUGUUUUUCUUCCUUUUGUUUAGUCUGGUGUUGUUUAGUUAGAUUGUUGAUUGUUUGUUAGUUUCUAGAAUUGUAAAGCUAUGAAUGUUUCAUGUAUUAUUAUUGUUAUUAUUAAAGUAGAGGACUUAGUUCAGGCAUGCAACAUUUCAACACAUUCUUUUCACAUAUCCUGUGUAGAAGUUUAUUUAUAAACUGGGUGGUUCCAGCCCUGAAUGCUGAUUGUCUAAAAGCCUUGGUAUAUCAGACCGUAUACCAAGGGUAUGACAUACCAUUUAUUUUUACUGCUAUAAUUACAUUGGUAACCAGUUUAUAAUAGUAAUAAGGCACCUUUGUGGUUUGUGAUAUAUGGCCAAUAUACCACGGCUAAGGGCUGUGUCCAGGCACUCCGCAUUGCGUCAUGCAUAAAAACAGCCCUUAGCCGUGGUAUAUUGGCCAUGUACACUGGUAUAUUGGCCAUAUAACACACCUCCUCAGGCCUUAUUGCUUAAAUAUACAUGCUCACCUCUGCCAUUUGGAAACUGUUGUCCACUUGUCUGUCCCAUUUCCUUAAUAUGGUAUAUUUCGCAGUGGCAAUCAACACCCAUGCCCCCACACUACAACCACCCUCCUGUUACUGCCUAAGCACUGUCUGAUACAGUUGCCCCCCAGGAGACCAGCUACACCCUCAUCCUCACCCUGGUUGAACCCCCGAUAUCCUCCACCACCCAGGAGACCAGCUACACCCUCAUCCUCACCCAGGUUGAACCCCGAUAUCCCCCACCACCCAGGAGACCAGCUACACCCCCAUCCUCAACCAGGUUGAACCCCCAAUAACCCCACCACCCAGGAGAGCAUCUACACCCCCAUCCUCAACCAGGUUGAACCCCCGAUACCCCCCACCACCCAGGAGAGCAUCUACACCCCCAUCCUCAACCAGGUUGAACCCCCGAUACCCCCCACAACCCAGGAGACCAGCUACACCCCCAUCCUCAACCAGGUUGAACCCCCAAUAACCCCCACGCCCAGGGCCCCCCAAAGAAAGUCCUGUAGCCCUGUCACCCUCAAAAAACCCUCCAACCUGCUGAGCAUGACACAGUCAACCCCAUCCAACCCCAUCCAACCCUGA
This is a messenger RNA of Coregonus sp. 'balchen', 2921 nucleotides long. NCBI's taxonomy places the organism in Eukaryota, Metazoa, Chordata, Actinopteri, Salmoniformes, Salmonidae. The record is from the annotation of a GenBank genome assembly.